Messenger RNA from Chara braunii, 1433 nucleotides. Lineage: Eukaryota; Viridiplantae; Streptophyta; Charophyceae; Charales; Characeae. The record is from the annotation of a GenBank genome assembly.
ACAAGCGGGCGGCCACACUGCCGUCCAAGUACGACGGGAAGGCUGACAUCACCUCUUGGAUUAGUUCCAUGCGGUCAUAUUUCGAGGUCAUGCGGACACCGCAAGAGGACCGAAGUAUGAUCAUGGGAACUAAUAUCGAGCCUGCCGUACGAAACCACAUUGAGCUCCAAGCUGUUGCUGCAGGCUAUGCACGCAUAGACCUGACUGAUUGGCUGAAGGUCACCCCAGUUCGCACCCUUGAGGAUUUCCUACUUGACCGGUAUCAGGAUAAACAUGCUGCGUUCAAGGCUAGACUGAAGCUUGAGGCCCUCAAGGGCCAAACAUGGAGGUCAUCCAUGCAAGCUUUGGAACAACACCUGACUGGUCUAUUCACCACUCCGGAUCUADGAAUGACUGACGUGUCUUGCAUGGAUGUAGUCAUGGGAGUGGCCCCUAAAGAAUACCUCUCCCUGCUAGCACUCAAGGACCAUGCUACCUGGCGAGAGCUCAKGAAGGACCUAGUCGACCUAGAGGCGAAGGACCUCGCCAGGCGCAAGAAGGCGCCUAUUGCAGGUGGGAAACCACAACGCAAGCGGUUUGGAGGCAGCAACCAGCUUGCACUGCAUGAUCAUCGGGAGGCUGACGAUCAGUCCUAUGCGGAUGAUCUGCCUCUAGAUGACGAUCUAGAGCCGGACUCCGAUACGGGCUUGCCACGUCAGCAGCGCCACGUCACAGUGCCAGAUCAGCAGUGCCAUGUCAGUAGUGCCACGUCACAAUGCCACGUCAGCAGUGCCACGUCAGCAGUGCCACGUCACAGUGCCAGAUCAGCAGUGCCACGUCAGCAGUGCCACGUCAGACUCAGUGCCACGUCAGCAGUGAUGUCAGACACAGUGCCAUGUAAGCAGUGCCGCAUCAGCAGUGCCACGUUAGACACAGUGCCACGCAAGCAGUGCCACAUCAGCAGUGCCACGUCAGACACAGUGCCACGUCAAACAAAGUGCCACGUCAGCAACAUGACGGGCCUGCCAGGCCAACUGCCCAACGAGUCCCUUGCAGCCUACAAGCAGCGGUUCCAGGCUCAGAUAGAGGCUGAGGAACAACGCCAGCUGGCAGCCAAGGCUGCCCGCGUACAGGCUGAAGAGGCAGCAGCAGCAGAACAACUGCAGCUACAGGCCGAUGCAGACGCAGAUGCCCAGGCUCGCCGCAAGGAAGCCCAGGAUCUGCUGCAGCGGCAUGAAGCCAACAGCAUCGACAGACUCAAGUACUGGCAUAUUAAACCGAACGGCGACGAGGCAACACCGGAAGAGAAGCACAAGGAGUUCCUCUCCAAACUCGUGACGCGGUUGUUGUAUGCUUGCAACUACCAACUGUCAGAGUUGGAGAGAUAGUACCAGGACCUGACGCAACAGCAUCAGGAGUUGGCACAGCUCCGCCGCAUGGUGCAGAGCCACGAG